GAACAUCUCUUUGCCACAGUGACAAACUUUCCAUAUUUAUUUUCCUGAAGGAGGAUAUCACUUGCUUGACUUACAGAGGUGUAACAAGUUGAGUCAGUGUUAAAAAGCCUGUGUCUGUAGGUCUCUACUGGCAAAAACAUGGGAAACGAGCACUCCAAGAACAUUGAGCUGCUGAACACGAUUGGGACAAUUCCUGAGAUGCUUGAAAAUGUGAAGGGCAUCUCUGCAAACAUCUCAUCUAAUGGGAUGGAGAUUACUGUUAACGAAGCUGCAGUUGUUUCUCAAAUCCUUGAAACCAUCUUAUUGAAGGAAGAGAUGAAGGAAAAUAAUGUAGACCAAACAGAUGUUUGUCUUCCUGCCAGCGAUCCACAGACAGAGACAGCUAACCUAAAGCCAGAGUCAGAAUCAUUGACGGAGCCAGAGAGUGUGACUCUAGUCUUGGGUCCAGAGGGAGAAAAAGCUCCUGAAUCUGACAACGGGAAGAGUCAACCUGUGGAAAACCAAGAGGACAGUAUCCCAGAAAAGACUCCAGUUAUGAACUUCUUCAAAACACUAGUGACUGUCAAAGUAAUCAAAAAGGAAACAGAUACUGCUGAUGCCACUAAAGACCAGUCCCAGAAGGAGAACCAACCAGCGGCAACCACUACUGUCGCACAAGUAUCUGAGCCGCCCGCAGCACCCAAAGGAAUGUCUAUCCCACCGCCACCUCCUCCAGAGCCACCGAAAAUGGAAAUCAAGGCAGAACCAGCUGCCAAAGCCUCACCAAAAGAAGAACCAAAAGCUGAUGCAAAGGAAUCCGAGUCCCCAAAAGGAAAAUCAGCCAAAGUUUCUCUCGGCAAAUUCUUCCGUUCAAAGGUACUGGUAGGUGUCAAGGCAUCCAAAGGCAAGGCUUCAGCAAGUGGAGCCAAUGCCCCGGCCAAGUCUGCAGCAGUGGUACAGUGGCACAUUAUUAUAAUCUCAAACUGACCAUGGCUCAUCCUGUUACUAACUGAACAAGAGCUGGUUUGUCUGGAGGUGGCAGAAACGGAACAAUUUGCUGUUUCCAAACUGGAACCUGCUGCCAUUGUGUAAUCCAGACGAAUCAGGUUUGCGUUGUACUCUGCAGCUAGACAUGUAAUAAUAGUAAUAGCGUGACUUCGGUCAAAAGGUUUCGCUGUAAAAAAAGCCUCACGUUAUCUGUUUCUACCACAGUCCAUAUUUCCAUGAUGCAUUAUAUUCCCAACAUUUAAAUUCCAUUAGUGAUUCAUUGAAUUAAAAAUGAUUUGAUAUUUUGGGAAAUACACUUAUCUUGCUUACUUGCCAAGCGUUAGAUGAGAGGAUCAAUACCACUCUCAUUUCUGUAAGCUAGAAUCAAGAGACAAUGAGCUUAGCUCAGCACAAAGCUCACUUAUAAACACAAUGUUUGUGAGGUCUGUGCUGUUAAGUCAUCUGUAUGUCACAUUGAGGUUGCCAGGCAAAACAACUUGCCAUUUUUCCACUUCAAUUUUCGAGCAAAUCAAACAAACAAGUUACAGUGUAAUUAGGGUACUUCGCAGGCGCUGGUAGGUGUAGGCUAGGCUAGCUGUUUCCCUUUGCUUCCAGUGUUUAUGCUAAGCUAAGCGUAUCACCUCCUGGCUUUAGCUCGAUACUUAGCUCACAGUCACGAGAGCGGUAUUGACCUGCUCAUCCAAC
Molecule: messenger RNA, 1671 nt
Organism: Anarrhichthys ocellatus (wolf-eel)
Lineage: Eukaryota; Metazoa; Chordata; Actinopteri; Perciformes; Anarhichadidae
Product: histone H1-like
Exons: 10
Coding region: 139-966 (275 amino acids)
Source: RefSeq, a predicted model, not a curated record